AUGAAAUUUUUUAUAAUUUUGGCAUUAGUUGCACUUGCAUCAGCAACAAAAUGGAAGCCUAAAACUUAUAAAGAAUGGCAAGAAGUUGAAGUUAAAUGCGAGGAACAGCACAAAGUAUCACCAGAAAUUAAAGAAAAGGCUAAAAUUGCUAAAUAUUUACCUAAGGAACAAUUUGAAAAAAAUCUAUGUUACAUGCGUGGUGCAGAACUUUGGAACGAUUCUAAGGGAUAUAACGUAGAUGGAAUGAUAACUUUAAUUAAAAGUAUUCCAGCUGAAGAAAAUAUUGAUAAAGACUCACAAAUUGAUAUCUUUAUGAAAUGCAUUGAUAACAAUAGUGAAGGAAGUAAUCCAAUCGAUUGGGCCUAUCGUGGUUAUAAGUGUUUUAGAGAUAAUGGAAAUUUGUAUACGAAUUUGGGAAAAGGGAAAUAUUACGAGGAACCGGAACAAUAG
Messenger RNA from Episyrphus balteatus (marmalade hoverfly), 450 nucleotides. RefSeq names its product general odorant-binding protein 99a-like. Gene Ontology annotation, molecular function: odorant binding. NCBI's taxonomy places the organism in Eukaryota, Metazoa, Arthropoda, Insecta, Diptera, Syrphidae. The transcript has 2 exons. Bases 1 to 450 code for a protein of 149 amino acids. The record is from RefSeq and is a predicted model, not a curated record.